CGGGCGCUUGGGGCAGAGACGCUGACAUCUCUCCCUAAGGGAGUUCUGGACUGGGGAGCGGGUGGGUGGAGGGGCGCUAAUCUGACCCGGAGGAGACCGCAUCAGCGCCGGCCUGGCAAGCUCAGGCCGCGCCUUGUCUGGUUCGAUCCUCCGGCUUCACCCCGACCCAUUCUCUCUUUCUGAAGUGGAUUUGUGUAGGGUCCCGGGGGAUCCCUGUUUAUCAGAUCUAGCCCCCAUCCCUUUUACUUCCCGGCACCGUUGUCCUGCAGUUCCCGUCCCGCUUCCCCUUGGAUCAGUCUAUUUCCGCUGAGGCGAUCCCCAACCCUUCGCAACCGGACCAAUGCGGACUGUUGUCUGAAUAAAGCUUUACCCCUCACAAAAAGCGCUCCUAGUCCUUCUCUUAAGCAUUCUUAAGAAGCGAGCAGAACCUGGAAGGACUCUGGGAUUUGGAAAUAGAUAAAUGUGGGUUCGCAUCAUAUUUUAUUAGCUGUGUGAUGCUGGCCAGGUCACCUAGCUUCUGUGAGUCAAAACCAAAUAAGUGGGUGUGGCAUCCACCUCGUAGAGUAGUUGAGAGGAUCAGGAUGAAUUUGUAACAUACGUAAGCCUCCUUUUCAUUAAUAACUGUGAGAUAUAGGCACCUGAGGAGACUAGAUGAGGCCUGAAGAGGUAAAAUGAUUUGCCAAAAGAUACAUAGGUAUGACCAGGAAUCCAGGUUGUCAAGACUCCAAACUUUAUGUUCUUAGUUCUAGGACAUUCUACAGUUACUCCUCCCCUUUUUUUGUCACCAUCUUACCACCAUCCCAUCCUGUAUCUCACAUCCAGGACCCAGGUGACAGGGUCCUUCCCUCUGAAGUUGAAGUGUUAGAGUCUAUCUAUCUGGAUGAACUACAGGUGGUUCAAGGAAAUGGCAGAUCGUCACCAUGGGAGAUCUACAUCACCCUGCACCCUGCCACUGCAGAAGACCAGGAUUCACAGUAUGUCUGCUUCACUCUGGUGCUUCAGGUCCCAGCACAGUAUCCCCACGAGGUGCCACAGAUCUCUAUCCGUAACCCCCGAGGACUCUCAGAUGAACAGAUCCACAAGAUCUCACAGGCGCUGAGCCACGUGGCUGAGACUGGGCUGGGCACUGCCAUGCUCUAUGAACUCAUCGAGAAAGGGAAGGAAAUUCUCACAGAUAACAACAUCCCCCAUGGCCAGUGCGUCAUCUGCCUCUAUGGUUUCCAGGAGAAAGAGGCAUUUACCAAAACACCCUGUUACCACUACUUCCACUGCCACUGCCUGGCUCGGUACAUCCAGCACAUGGAGCAUGAGCUGCAGGCCCAGGACCGGGAGCAGGAACAGGAACGGCAGCACACCGCAACCAAACAGAAGGCUGUUGGUGUGCAGUGCCCAGUGUGCAGAGAGCCGCUCGUGUAUGAUCUUGCCUCACUAAAAGCAGCCCCUGAACCCCAACAGUCCAUGGAGCUGUACCAGCCUGAUGCAGAGAGCUUGCGCCAGCAAGAAGAGCGCAAGAGGCUCUACCAGAGACAGCAGGAGAGGGGGGGCAUCAUUGACCUUGAGGCUGAGCGUAACCGGUACUUCAUCAGCCUCCAGCAGCCUCCUGUCCCUUUGGAACCUGAGUCAGCUACAGAUGCCUCUGGAGGAUCCCACCCACCCAGUGCCCUUGCCACAGAACCGUCCACCUCAUCAACUGCUCAAACCACCCUGUCAGCUCCUCUGCCUCUGGCCUCCCAGUACACAUUUGAGAAGAUUCCAGGGGUUGGGCUAAAUCAGCAAAAGCUGGGCGAGACCCAGAAAGCUAUGCUAGAUCCCCCCCGGGCCAGUCGAGGCCCCUGGAGACAGCCUGAACGGAGACACCUAAAAGGAGGGGAGUGCAAUGCCCUCAAAGGAACCAGUGACACCCAGGAACUGCCACCUCCUGAGGGGCCCCUCAAGGAGCCCAUGGACCUAAAGCCAGAGUCCCGUAACCAAGGGGUGGAAGGUCCUCCCCAAGAAAAGGGGCCUGGCACCUGGCAGGGUCCCCCGCCCCGCAGGACUCGGGACUGUGCCUGCUGGGAGCGCUCCAAGGGUCGGACACCGGCUUCUUCCUAUCCCCGCCUGCCUCGGGGUCGGGGAGCCUACCGGCCUGGUACUCGAAGGGAGCCUGUGAGCCUCGAAUCGGAGGAUGGUUCCUAGCAGGACUGUGGGGGGACAGGGAAGUGGGGGCGGGAGGGGGCAAUAAAGAGAUUGGCCUUGUUUGGCUUUCCUUA
Messenger RNA from Hippopotamus amphibius kiboko, 2249 nucleotides. RefSeq names its product ring finger protein 25 (gene RNF25). Gene Ontology annotation, molecular function: ubiquitin protein ligase activity; protein binding. Lineage: Eukaryota; Metazoa; Chordata; Mammalia; Artiodactyla; Hippopotamidae. The transcript is spliced from 10 exons. Gene Ontology annotation, cellular component: nucleus. Bases 697 to 2175 code for a protein of 492 amino acids. The record is from RefSeq and is a predicted model, not a curated record. Gene Ontology annotation, biological process: protein ubiquitination.